AUACAUCAUGAGACGAGUUAGGUCCCUUACACACGCAUGCGCUUUUCUUCGCCCCGAAAUACCGCGGGAAAGAGUAGCAGUCAUUGUGCGUGUUUUCAGAACGUAUUUGAGUGAAAAGAAACAUGGGUAGAAAAUCAGCGAAAGGGAAAGAGAAGAAGUUGAGGAGAAAGGAGGAAAAUGCCAAAUUGGCUGUAUCCAUGCAGAAAGUUGAAACCGCAAAUAAACUUGGGGAUCCACUGGCUCCUUUUCCUGUUUUCACAAAGUAUGAAAGAAAUGGGUUGAGUGUAAAAAUUGAGUGCAAAAAAGUGACAGAUUUGGACGAAGAGACAAUAGAAUGGAUCUUCCAGUUGACCAGAGAUAACAUGAAGUCAUUAUACGAAUCUUGUGAAUGGGGCUGGAAAGAUAGGGAAAAGAAGGAGGAGCUGACAGAAGACAAGGCUUGGUAUUUGUUAGCCCGAGACCAGGAGAAUAAACCAGUUGCGUUUGUCCACUUCCGAUUCGACAUUGAGUGUGAUGACGAAGUGUUGUACUUAUAUGAAAUCCAGUUGAUAAAGGAUGUUCGCAAGAAGGGCUUGGGUAAAUUCCUAACACAGAUCAUCGAAUUAAUGGCAAACAAGUAUGAAAUGAGGAAAGUGAUGCUGACUACUUUCAAACACAACUUGGAAGGAUACAACUUCUUCACAAGCAAACUGAAAUAUGAGGUAGACGAGACUUCACCCGAGGAUCCUGUGUUUUACGAGAGCUACUGUUACAUAAUUCUCAGCAAGUAUACAAAACUUGGCAAACUUUUAAAAGACAAGGAGGAGAAAGAAGAGGAAUAUAAAAUGGCAGCUAACGGUAGCUCUGGAGACGUACACCGAAAUGGAAUCACAACUUGAUGUACUGGUGCAGUGACUUAGCGAACAUUUCAUCCUCAGAACCAUGUCAAUAAACCUUCAUGAAACAACUGAAAUGGCAUUGAAAUGUUGGUGUUCUGAAGUUUCUUUUAAAAAAGAAUGACAUUUUCAUAUCCUCAGCUGAUCAUAUAAUUUAAGAUUUAAUUUUUUAAAACAUUUUACCAGUAAUUUUAUGUUUCUGUGUAUCUACAGAAGACUUCUGUUUUUGAUAGCAUGGGAACAACUGUGUUUUGAUUUGGAGGUAUAGUACAAGGGUGCUAGCUACGUCCCUGACUAACUCAAGCCAUUUCUUAUCAUGUUUCAGUAUCAUGGAAUAUUUUGUGUAAAUAUAUUUACAUAGGCAUUGGUUACCUGUUUAAGGCUUCCUUAGAAACAUUGGUUUAUAAAGUGUCAUUAGGCAUUUUCAUGAAACAGAGACUUUGAAAUGUACCAGCAGUAGAAUGGAGGCUGAUGAUAACUGAAACACUUGUCAUGAUAAUGUUUCACAUUAUGCAGAAUACAUGUUUUGUAGUCCAUGCUUCUUCUUCUGAUCAGAUGUGGUCGUGAUUGAACAUAAAUGAUUUUGUUUGCUAAGUUUAAGAAUGUAAUUUUGUAUAUUUUAUUAUUGAAGAAUGUAAUAAGCUUUUGUUAUGAAAAAGUAGGCAGCAAAAUUUAUGAUUUAGUAAUUCAGUGAUGGAUUGAUUAGAUAAUAUGCAUUUCUUGUUGUUUAAUUUUGACAGCUUUUUGGUUUUGCCAAAAAUAUUUCAGGAAGAAUUAAGAAAACUACACAGACCAAGUCAUGAUACACUUGGCAUCAGCCAUGUUCUUUUGUAUUUUGAAAAAAUAAAAUUGGAAUAUUUUUCUAUGAUGACAA
This is a messenger RNA of Haliotis rubra (blacklip abalone), 1749 nucleotides long. RefSeq names its product N-alpha-acetyltransferase 40-like. NCBI's taxonomy places the organism in Eukaryota, Metazoa, Mollusca, Gastropoda, Lepetellida, Haliotidae. Gene Ontology annotation, molecular function: protein N-terminal-serine acetyltransferase activity; histone H2A acetyltransferase activity; histone H4 acetyltransferase activity. Gene Ontology annotation, cellular component: nucleus. The record is from RefSeq and is a predicted model, not a curated record. The coding region runs from base 123 to 878 and encodes 251 amino acids. The transcript has 9 exons.